Molecule: messenger RNA, 2235 nt
Organism: Patella vulgata (common limpet)
Lineage: Eukaryota; Metazoa; Mollusca; Gastropoda; Patellidae
Product: protein SREK1IP1-like
Exons: 5
Coding region: 112-666 (184 amino acids)
Molecular function (GO): nucleic acid binding; zinc ion binding
Source: RefSeq, a predicted model, not a curated record
AUCGGGUAGUACUGACUAAAUUUAUUCAUUUCCGGUGUUCUUGAAGUCAAAUUUGUUUUGGAAUUUUUGCCACAACUUGAUUUCUUUCCCCAUUCUAAUAAAGGUUUCAUUAUGCACCAUGAUGUUCAAGGUUUAAUUACAAAGUUUACCAAUAAGACUAAUGAUGGUCUAAGAGCAGCUUGUAAAAAAUGUGGCUAUGCUGGACAUUUAACCUUUCAAUGUCGUAAUUUUAUCAAGGCUGAUCCUGAAAAAGAAGUCGUUCUUGAUAUUAGCAGCACCAGCUCAGAUUCUGAUGAUGAAAACUUUAUAUCCCCACUUUCACAACUAAAAAAAGAUGAAAACAGUCAAAAAGUGAAAAAGAAGAAGAAACAUGGCAAGGAAAAGAAAAAGAAAAAAGAAAAAAAGAAGCACCGUUCAAGAUCACCAAUAAAAAAGAAAAAGUCUCAUAGUAAAAAGAAGAAAAAAAAGAGGGAAAGUGAAUCAGAAGAUGAUGAUUCAGAUGGAGGUAGCUCACUGGAUAGUGAUGAUGAUGAUAGUGAUAACAGUGACUCAGAUUCUCGUAGGCACAAAAAAAGCAGAAAACAUAAAAAACACAGAAAAUCCAGAAAAAAGAGGGAAAAUAGGCAUGCCGAGGAUUCUGAUAGUGAUGAUACAGAUACAGAUUAAAAAGACUGUCUUGUUUAAAAAUGGAAUAUAAUAUAUUUGACUCAAAUAAGCAUUAUUACAUGUCAGUGUACUUCUCUCUACAUGGAAUUUUUGUGAAAAAGUUAUUGUCCAAGUUUCUGUUAAGAAUGGGCGUCAUUGCUUAAGGAAUUCUCACCAGGCGUCGCUAGUCAAUUCCUGGUUUCGAGUGACAUUAUCAAUCGUAAGAGAACUGUAUUUCGACGUAUCGUGAUCACAUUCCAUAUUAACGACAAAAACUAAUGUUUGUCAACGCGCCAGUUCGUAAUGAAUGUACAGGAAAACAAUUACUGUAAGGUAAAUAAUGAGGUCACAUCCUCUAUGAUGUCACCUAUCAAUUAUACCCCUUUAUCUCUUGCGACAUGUCUACGAUAUCACCCUUGGUGGAAGUGGACGUAAAACUCCAGGAAUGAACGAACUCGAGUGAGGGCGCCCAUUACUUUUGUAUGUUAUAUUGGUAUAAUAUCACAUUCCAUGGAUAUAAAUUUAUAUGGCCCCAUUUUACUGCCCACUGGGUGCUUAUUCAAAUAUGGAUUUUUAAAUGAAAUCUGGGUCAACCAGGCACUUAUUUAUUCCAUUAUAUGAUAGGGUGAUGUUUAAGAUGGCCCACACAUCACAAAUAACAGUUAACAUGUAGCUGAUCGUUAUCGUCUCGUGGUGAUGUACAUGUAUUCAAUCACAUUGAACAAUCAAACUGCCAUGCACAACCAUGGGUUGAGAAUGAUCUGACUGGAUAAAAAAGACCUUGAACCAAAAAUUAAACAAACCUAUAUAAGGAAUGGGGAUGUGUCUGGAUACAUGCAGCUACUAGUUUCUAUGGAGAUGUAUUGAAGACAAUAUGAUAUAAACUAAACGGUAUUAAAUGAACAACCAGGCAUAUUGCAUCAUUAGAGUUUUAGUUCUGUUGUCUCAUCUACAUUAUUUAGUUAUUCAUGAAAUUUUUAACACAAAGUUAUAUUCCAUUUAGAGGAUUCCAUAUUAUUAUUAUUAACCCAUUAGCAUUUGGAAUGUGUUAAUAUUGAAAAAAUUAAACAAAAAUGAUUUUUUUUUUUUUUAAAAUUGAGGUUCCUAGCUUAUUUUCCAAAAUGCCCUGAAAGUACUGUUUCCCAGAAUCAAAACUACUAGUUUCAGACGCUAGAGUUGGUAGUUGUUUCAGACGCUAGAGGGUGUAGUAGUAGUUUCAGACAAUGUAGGGCUGUAGAGGGAGCAGUAGUUUCAGACGAUUUGGGGCACUUACUGGAGGAGUAGUUUCAGGUAUUUUUGGGAUGGUUCAAAUGCUAAUGGGUUAAAUCCUUCCCCAUCUUCAUCAGCCGCAAAAAGGCAGACUUACAUUACUUAGAAUCAAAUUAUAUUUUAUUUCAUUUUCAUUAAACUGUCACCCUGUCAUAGAACAAGCUUUUAUUUCAUUUCAACUCAUUAUCCAUUUAUUACAAUACAUUAUUAUCAUUAUUAAUCUUUCAUCAUGUGGCAUUAUGUAUAUGAACUCAAACUUUUAUUUUACAAAGGAUGAUCAUGUAAUUUUUAAUUCAAAUUAUAAAUGUGAAUGUGAUAUAC